AUGGAGACGGACCGGGUUCUGAGGCCGUGUCACUCGCACCUAGACGGGGUGGCGCCUCCCCCCGUUCAGCCCGUGGCGCAGGAGGUCACCAGCAGUAGGGAUGAGGCAUCCGCCCCUACCGAGACCCCUCCGCCUGGGGUAGCAGAGCCGUCACUUGAACCGCACCCCGCCGAGGGGCAGGAGCACACCACGGCACACACUUCAGGCUCACCUCCACGUCCCCCCUCCCCAGCUUCGACACCGGUACCGGCACGAGGCCCGGCCCUAUCCUGUGCGACACCACCUCUAUCUUCGCUGACACCCCCCCCGCGCGGGGCUGGUGAGCCGUCUCCUCCCCUCAUCCCAGGCGAUCCUCUCGGAGCUCAGGCUGCCCACGGGGUCCCCUCUACAGCCAGUUCCGACGCCACGGCCCCGAUUGACCCCGCCGACACGGCGACAUCACCCGACCAGGUCAUGAGUUGCCCCACCUGCAGGAGCUCUCUCGCGAACCGACGCGCGCUCCAGCACCACAUUCCCUUCUGCCAUCCUGCGGACGCGGCUCGCAGGGCGCAGGCUGCCCAUGAUACCGCCUCGAUCAUCCCUUCCCUCUCACAGCCCCGUGCGACCGGGAUGCAGUUCACCGACGCACAGUGGCAGACGCUUGACUCGGUGGACUGGACAGAGUACUUCUCGCCCGAGCGUAUCCAUACACGCCCUCUCCGACGUGUCCCGGAGAGGGUCCGCGGAGGAUAUCUUGACGUCCUCAGUGCGAUCCUAGUCCGCAUUGCCCAGGACCCGGAGGCUGCUGGCCCUACCUUCCUCCUCGCUGCAGCGCCGACUCUUUUCCUUGUUCCAGCGACGCCACCCGACCGCUCGCACACGGCUGCCAUUGCAGCGCGCAUCUCCCGCUUUGGUCGAGCCCCAGAUACACAGGGGACGAUACAGCGCCUGCAGUCGAAGCACCCCAACGCGGAGAGGCCGACCCCAGCUUGGCUGUAUGGCUUCCAGGGGUCCCCUCUUGUGCUCUCGGUGGAUCACUUACGCCGCGCGAUUUUCACAGCUCCGCGGGGCUCUUCCGGGAGGACCUCGAACAUGGAUGUUCGGCCGAUUGCCAUCGGCGAGGUUUUGGUCCGCAUUCUUUCUCGUGCAGUCUGUCUCCAGCUACGUGACCAGAUGGCGAGGGUCUUCUUGGCGUCACAGCCGUUUGGGGUGGGGGUUAUGUGCGGGACAGAGGUCGUAGUUAGAGGCGUCCGCCGCGCCCUGGCUGACCACCCAGACUGGGUGGUCCUGCAGCUAGACGUGGCGAAUGCCUUUAACUCUUUCCACCGAGACAGGAUGUUCCAGGCGCUGCAGGCCAGCCCGGAGUUUCAGUGUCUGAUCCCCUUCAUCGGCCCUCUUCUACGGGUACGCCCUCGGAUCUCCACUACAGCGUCUUGCUUUGGAGCCGGUUCUGGCGAGGGGGAUUUCCAGCUCUGGUCGUACGCCGAUGACACGUACGUGCUAGGUCCCCCAGCCAGGGUGCUGCACCACUUUGCCGAGAUCGUGAGGCGCUUGGGCGAGAUGGGCCUUGCAGCCCAGCCGCACAAGUGCCUCGUCUACCAGACGGAGUCCUUUCUGUCCAGGGAUCUGGAGGCUUUUCACGGGCCUAGGGAUCGAGGUCGCACGCCGAGGGCUCACCGUGACAGGCGUACCGGUAGGCACCGUUUUGUUCGUGGAGCAGAGUCUCCCGGAUCGUCUCGAGAGGAUGGGGGGGUGCUACCUUGGCUUCCGAGGUUGCGCCAGCCCCAGACAGCUGCCCGCCUCCUUUCGGCGUGUCGUCAGCACUCGUCCGCAGUACCUGUCGAGGACCGUCCCUCCUUCGCCCGCAGUGAUCUCCAGUUUUACACGGUGGGACGCACGCCUGGGAGAGACAUUUCAGCAGCUUUUAGCUUCAGGGACCUGGGCUUGUCGCGAGGACGUCCGAGAGGCCGCCCUAGACCAGAUCUUCCUCCCCAUCCGUCUCGGGGGUUUCGGCAUUCGUCGCAUGGCGCGCAUUGCCCGAGCUUUGCUUCAGGUGAGCCAGAGCAGAUCGACCGGGCUCUGCAGACGGCGCUAGAGGGUCUCCCACCUGACGUUCUCUCUCUCCUUCCCCCCUGGCCCUCUUGCACUUCUGCCUCCCCCGAUUCCCUUUUUGCAGGAGCGAGCCGUCUUCUGGAGGCGCAUGCCUUGGAGGCCGUGCGUGCCCGUCACGCCUCUCCCUUGCACCUUGCCCGUUUGACUUCCCUUCAGGGCGGAGGUGCAGGGGCGUGGUUGACGUCGGUGCCGUACGCCGACCCACUGCGCAUCCCGGAGGCGCUGUGGCAGGCGGCUUCAUCUUCUCGUCUUGGUGGGCAGAGGGGACGGCAGGGGGAGCAGACGGGCCAGGACGGGGAGGGGGGACGGCACAGGCAGCAGCAGGAGAGCCAGUGGAGGCCGCGGGCCCAGGGCGCCGCGCCUCCAGGUUCGGCCUCGGGGGCGGGGCAGGGGCGGGAGCAGCAGAGAGCGGACGGAGGUACAGGAGAGGCAGCGGGAUUGGGAGGGGAGGGCCAGGGAGUGAGAGAGGCAGCAGGGGAUGGAGCAAGGGGGUCGGGAGGUUUGGGGGAGGGUAGAGAGGGGGAGGGGAGAGGACAGGUGGAUGGAGGAGAGGAGAGGGGGAGAGAGACGAUCGGAGAGGGGGCACCAAGGGACCAGACAGGGCAGCAGCCAGCGCAACAGCAGGGACCAGUCGGACGCACAGGCCGUGUAGGCACCGCCUCCCGCAUUCCAGAUCUCACCUGCCGCGACGUUGGCCAGGGUCUGAUGGUUCUUGUGGAUGUCUCCAUAGCGGAUCCACAGCGGGAGGGGAACGUGCAGCUGAGACGGGCGACCCCCACACAGAUUGGAGUGGCAGCAGCUAGGCGGGUGCAGGAGAAGCUGCGUCACUGGGGGCCGCACUUAGAGGGGCUGCAGCCGGCACCACACUUUUACGCGUGCGUGGCGGAGACCUUUGGCCUUCUGAGUGAGCCGAUGCGUCAGUUUCUGGAGCUCUGCGCAAAGAGGAUAGCACAGCGGAGGAGGGAUAGAGGUGGGGGGGAUGACGGAUCGGCACGGACAUUUGAGGCAGGACUCACUACACGCCUCUCCGUUGCACUGCAGCGCGCGCAGGCUCAAUGCAUGAUCCAGCAUGCGUCACACCCCCUGCCCCCUCAUGCCAUCCGCUCCCCCCGCCCCUACCCUCCGCGUGCCCGCUCCCUUGCCGCCUCUUUUGACCCUCCCUGCCCCCCUCGCCGUUUCCCACCGCCCGCCAUUCGCUCCUCCCCGCCCGUGCGCUCUCCUCGCUUACCUUCUCCUCCCCCCUCCCCUCCUCUGCUGCACGCCUCUUCCUUCCCCUCGCCGACCCACUCCACUCCCUUGCCCCUCCUCAAUCCGCACCCUGCCCCUCGUAUCUCGCCCCCCCUAUGCUUGCUUCUCCCCCUCCCUGCCCCUCCCUCCUCCCCGCCCUGCCCCUCGUUUUCCGCCCCCCCACACCCGGUUUCUCCCCUCCCCGCGCCUCCCUUUCUUUCUCCGUGCCUCUCCUUUGCUCCCUCCCUGCCCCCGCCUGCCCAUGCCCCUGUCUUUGGCUUCUCCCCUCCCUGCCCCACGUUUCUUCCCUCCCUGCCCUCCCCCUCUGCCCCUCCCUUGUUUUCCCCUCACCCAUUGCUUCUCCCCUCCCUGCCCUUCUGGCCCAGCCCCUGCCCGUUGCUGCCCCUCCCCUUGCCCCCUCAACUCCCCUGCCCCCCGUACACCCCAGUCCCAUCCAACCGCCCCCACCCUCCCCCGGCUGCCCGUUUCCGCUCUCCACCCCCGCGACCGUGCGCGGCUUCCAACCGCCCAACGGUGGUGCGCACGGGGCGUUUCUUCGCACGGGCAAGCCUCCCCGGGGGCCCCCCACCCCGCUGGGUCGUUGGGCAUAAAUGGGUACAACACGAGGACUUCCCGGGAGGUCACCGGUCACGCACCGCCACCGAUCCCUCUACAGCAGAUGAGCGCCGCAUUGCACGUUGCCUUCGUCUGGCAGCGUGCAAUGAGACCUCACGGGCGUGCGCGGCUCUCGAGUCCGCGGAGGCAGCCCCAGAUACACAGGGGACGAUACAGCGCCUGCAGUCGAAGCACCCCAACGCGGAGAGGCCGACCCCAGCUUUUGCUGUCUGGCUUCCAGGGGUCCCCUCUUGUGCUCUCGGUGGAUCACUUACGCCGCGCAAUUUUCACAGCUCCGCGGGGCUCUUCGGGAGGACCUCGAACAUGGAUGUUCGGCCGAUUGCCAUCGGCGAGGUUUUGGUCCGCAUUCUUUCUCGUGCAGUCUGUCUCCAGCUACGUGACCAGAUGGCGAGGGUCUUCUUGGCGUCACAGCAGUUUGGGGUGGGGGUUAUGUGCGGGACAGAGGUCGUAGUUAGAGGCGUCCGCCGCGCCCUGGCUGACCACCCAGACUGGGUGGUCUUGCAGCUAGACGUGGCGAAUGCCUUUAACUCUUUCCACCGAUACAGGAUGUUCCAGGCGCUGCAGGCCAGCCCGGAGUUUCAGUGUCUGAUCCCCUUCAUCGGCCUCUUCUACGGGACGCCCUCGGAUCUCCACUACAGGUCAGGCACGGGAGUGGUCACGAUGCACUCGGAGCGGGGCACUCGCCAGGGAGACCCUCUCAGCCCCUUCUUGUACGCUCUGACACAGCGUCUUGCUUUGGAGCCGGUUCUGGCGGAGGGGGAUGUCCAGCUCUGGUCGUACGCCGAUGACACGUACGUGCUAGGUCCCCCAGACAGGGUGCUGCACCACUUUGCCGAGAUCGUGAGGCGCUUGGGCGAGAUGGGCCUUGCAGCCCAGCCGCACAAGUGCCUCGUCUACCAGACGGAGUCCUUUCUGUCCAGGGAUCUGGAGGCUUUCACGGGCCUAGGGAUCGAGGUCGCACGCCGAGGGCUCACCGUGACAGGCGUACCGGUAGGCACCGUUUCGUUCGUGGAGCAGAGUCUCCCGGAUCGUCUCGAGAGGAUGGGGCGGGUGCUACCUUGGCUUCCAAGGUUGCGCCAGCCCCAGACAGCUGCCCGCCUCCUUUCAGGCGUGUGUCAGCACUCGUCCGCAGUACCUGUCGAGGACCGUCCCUCCUUCGCCCGCAGUGAUCUCCAGUUUUACACGAUCUUCCUCCCCAUCCGUCUCGGGGGUUUCGGCAUUCGUCGCAUGGCGCGCAUUGCCCCGAGCUUCGCUUCAGGUGAGCCAGAGCAGAUCGACCGGGCUCUGCAGACGGCGCUAGAGGGUCUCCCACCUGACGUUCUCUCUCUCCUUCCCCCCUGGCCCUCUUGCGCUUCUGCCUCCCCCGAUUCCCUUUUUGCAGGAGCGAGCCGUCUUCUGGAGGCGCAUGCCUUGGAGGCCGUGCGUGCCCGUCACGCCUCUCCCUUGCACCUUGCCCGUUUGACUUCCCUUCAGGGCGGAGGUGCAGGGGCGUGGUUGACGUCGGUGCCGUACGCCGAUCCACUGCGCAUCCCGGAGGCGCUGUGGCAGGCGGCUUCAUCUUCUCGUCUUGGUCUCCCUAUCCCCCAGUUAGCCCUUGCAGGUCAGUGCUCCUGCGGACAGGCGAUUGACGACAUGACGGUGCCUCAUCACGCGGUUCGGUGCCCGCGCUACGGGGUCGCCACUACCAUCCACGACACGGUGAAGUACAUGCUUCGAGACUUUGCGGUCGAGGCGGGCUUCGCGGUAAAGGUGGAGGACUCUACGCUGUUCACACAGUUGGAGGCGGCUCGAGCGAGACUACUGGGACAGCCAGUGGUGGGAGAGGGGACACGGGCUGAGGGACCGGGGGAGCGGAGAGGCGAGGCGGGACAGCCGGGUGGCGGGGGACAGUGGGGACGGCACCAGCUGCGGGGUCAGGUGGAGCGAGGGACAGGUGGGCAGAGGGGAUGGCAGGGGGAGCAGACGGGCCAGGACGGGGAGGGGGGACGGCACAGGCAGCAGCAGGAGAGCCAGUGGAGGCCGCGGGCCCAGGGCGCCGCGCCUCCAGGUUCGGCCUCGGGGGCGGGGCAGGGGCGGGAGCAGCAGAGAGCGGACGGAGGUACAGGAGGGGCAGCGGGAUUGGGAGGGGAGGGCCAGGGAGUGAGAGAGGCAGCAGGGGAUGGAGCAGGGGGGUCGGGAGGUUUGGGGGAGGGUAGAGAGGGGGAGGGGAGAGGACAGGUGGAUGGAGGAGAGGAGAGGGGGAGAGAGACGAUCGGAGAGGGGGCACCAAGGGACCAGACAGGGCAGCAGCCAGCGCAACAGCAGGGACCAGUCGGACGCACAGGCCGUGUAGGCACCGCCUCCCGCAUUCCAGAUCUCACCUGCCGCGACGUUGGCCAGGGUCUGAUGGUUCUUGUGGAUGUCUCCAUAGCGGAUCCACAGCGGGAGGGGAACGUGCAGCUGAGACGGGCGACCCCCACACAGAUUGGAGUGGCAGCAGCUAGGCGGGUGCAGGAGAAGCUGCGUCACUGGGGGCCGCACUUAGAGGGGCUGCAGCCGGACACCACACUUUUACGCUCACACCCCCUGCCCCCUCAUGCCAUCCGCUCCCCCCGCCCCUACCCUCCGCGUGCCCGCUCCCUUGCCGCCUCUUUUGACCCUCCCUGCCCCCCUCGCCUGUUUCCCACCGCCCGCCAUUCGCUCCUCCCCGCCCGUGCGCUCCCCUCGCUUACCUUCUCCUCCCCCCUCCCCUCCUCUGCUGCACGCCUCUUCCUUCCCCUCGCCGACCCACUCCACUCCCUGCCCCUCCUCAAUCCGCACCCUGCCCCUCGUAUCUCGCCCCCCUAUGCUUGGUUUCUCCCCUCCCUGCCCCUCGCCGCCUUUCUCCGCCCCCCACCUCCCCCCUCUCCCUGCCCCCCCACUCUCCCACCCUUGCCCUUGGCUUCCUACCUCCCUGCCCCACCUUUCCCCCCUCUGUGUGCUCAGCUUCUCCCCUCCCUGCCCCUCCCUCCUCCCCGCCCUGCCCCUCGUUUUCCGCCCCCCCACGCCCGGUUUCUCCCCUCCCCGCGCCUCCCUUUCUUUCUCCGUGCCUCUCCUCUGCUCCCUCCCUGCCCCGCGCCUGCCCAUGCCCCUGUCUUUGGCUUCUCCCCUCCCUGCCCCACGUUUCUUCCCUCCCUGCCCACCCCCUCUGCCCCUCCCUUGUUUUCCCCUCACCCAUUGCUUCUCCCCUCCCUGCCCUUGAUUUCCCGCACCCCUGCCCUUGUUUCCUACCAUCCAUGCCCCUCGUUUCCCCCCCUUUGUACGUUCAGCCUCUUCCCUCCCUGCCCCUCCCUUCCUCCCCCCCUGCCCUUUGCUCUCCCCUCCUGGCCCAGCCCCUGCCCGUUGCUGCCCCUCCCCUUGCCCCCUCAACUCCCCUGCCCCCCGUACACCCCAGUCCCAUCCAACCGCCCCCACCCUCCCCCGGCUGCCCGUUUCCGCUCUCCACCCCCGCGACCGUGUGCGGCUUCCAACCGCCCAACGAUGCAUUACCGCCCCUUUCCCCUUAUCCCCCACCACGCCCCCAAGCAGGCUUUUCUCCCCCCAGCCUCCCGUCUCCCUGCCCUUAGUACCGCCGCGCCCUGCCCGUGCGUCACCCUUGCCCACUUCAUACCACCUCCCCCUUCUCCCCCCCCCCGGCUUCUCCCUAUCAUCACCCGCAUGUUCCCCCACUCCCCUGUCCACAACGUCCCUCCUCCACCCCCCCUCCUGCCUUCCCCACUCCCACUCUGCCCCCCACACCUCUACGAGCCGUACUUCCCCCUCCAGCCUCCCUUUCCCCCCCAGCUACUUCCGCAUCCAGCGUGGGCUGCACCUCUGCAUCCCGCCCUGCCAGGCCCUACGGUGACCCAACUGCCGCCACCUGGCACCAUGCCGCCUUUCCCACCCCCAUCCAAUCUCUACACCCCCUGCCCCUGCUCCCUGCGCAAUCCAGCCACCUACCCCAGCCUCCCUCUACCUCUCCCUAACUCCACACCGCCGUUCCUACCCCCAGCCAAGGUCUACACCCCUUGCUUUUGCUCCCUGGGCUGUGCCGUCCCCAACCUCCCUCCGCCUUUCCGCGGCACCAGACCGCCUCUCCCUCCCCCAGCCAACCUUUGCACCCCCUGUUCCUGCCCCUUGUGCCCUCCAACACCCUACCUCAACCCCCCCCAGUCUCCCCCUUCUCCAACACCCUCCAUAUUUCCUCCCCCCUGGGGCUCGCCCAUCCGCAGUUAUCACCCUUCAUCGUUUCCCCAAUUCCCUCUGUCCCCUGUUUCCCGGCCCCGCAUCCUAUUCUGCAUUUACCACAGCGCCUCCUUUCGGUGCCCUCUCUGCCCUCCCACGUUCUCACCCCCCGCCUCCCAACCUUCUCAUUACCCGCUACCAGGCUCACGCCAACUCGACUACCCACUACCCUUUGCCCCUUCCUCUCUGUUCCCCACCCUUCCUUUCCCACUUGGCUCCACCUGCCCACCCCCACCUCCCGUGGAAUUCUGCCCGUGCCCUCCCCACCUCCGGCCCACCACCUGUCCCCACACCUCUGCUCACCCACCGCUACAUCACCCCCGCCCCCCCACCUCCACUACAGCCCGCCAACACUUCCCCUCUCAGCCGGCCCCCAGCCCGCCCCCCCCCUUGGGCCCCAAUCCCCUCCAACUGUCAGGCCCCCUCUACCCUCUCUUCCACCCACUGCGCACCGCUUUCCCCACCCUUUUCCCCUUUCCCCAAGCUAACCCCCCGCACCCCGGCCUCUGCCAGGGAGCUCCUUCCCCCUUUGACGCCCUCUUGAGCCAACUCCAGCAACUCACACCGCCACCGCCAGGCAUGCUGCCUCUAGCCAGGGGGGAACUUGCAGCUGACACUGCACGGGAAGGGGUAAGUGAGUUUGUGUGUGAAGGAGCAGCAGAGGCUGCAGAGGAUGGGGCAGCAAAGGCUGCACGGGAAGGGGCAAUGGGGGUUGUGGGGGAAGGGGCAGCAGAGGCUGCAGAGGAAAGGGCAGCAGAGGCUGCAAGGGAAGGGGCAGCAGCGGCUGCACGGGAAAGGGCGGCAGGGGCUGCACGGGAAGGGGCGGCAGGGACCGUGACUCUGGCCAGGCAAAGGGCAGAGGCCAUGGAGACAGGUUUUGCAGGAGUAGGGGCCACGGAACCUGCUGCUGUGUCGGCUGGGGGAACCGCAGCAGAGGAGGCUAUAGUGACCGCACCAGUCGAGGCUGCAAGGACUGCAGCAGGAGCGACAGAGGCCACAGUGGGGGCUGGUAUAGGGGGAGGUGCUACGGGUGCAGCGGGGAAGGGGGUAACGGGGACUGGUGCGAGGGAGAGUGCCGCCCCGGCUGUAGCAAGAGAGGGUACGGCAGGGGCUAGAGUGGGAGAGGGGACAGCAGUGGCCUCAAAGGCAGAAGGUGAGGCUGCAGCUGAAGCAGCAGGGAGGGCCAUAGCACGGCCAGUAGGGGCGGCAGGGGCCGCAGCAAACGCGGGGAAACACACAGCAGGGCCGGCAGGGCCGGCAGGGACUGCAAAAGGGGCUAGCAGUAAAGCGGCAGCAGGCGGGGUGGGCUCGGGGGACAUAGGGGCAACAGGGGAAGGAGAGGUGAGUGUGGUCCCGACCGGGGUGGGCACUGAAGAGGGGGAUGUGAUAGCGAUAGAGGAGGAUGAGGGAGAGGAUGUGAUGCACAUUGACGGGCCACUGGCCCAAUACCUCACGCUUGACGGUGAGGCCGACCCGGCCCCCCUGCAGCCUCACGUCGAGGUUCCCCCUCUACCCCCCAUGCCCGUCCCCAUGCUAGCAGAAGGACCGAUGGAGGGGCUGGGGGAGACCUUGAGGACAGAGCCGCGCGAGGGAGCCCCCAUCCUCACCUCCCGUCCUCCAGCCCACCCACCCCCAGGAGCACCACUUCCCCACCCCCACCCUCAGGUCCCGGUAGUGUCCAGGGGGGCAGCCAAGGCCCUGGCCUUCUUGGCGGAGCCGUGCUCCCCGACCCCCACGCUGCUCCAUGGCCAGCCCCCCUCUCCGUCCCCAACGCCUGACCCCACGGUUGCAGGCGGUCCACCGGGAGAGCACGCGGCACACCUCUGCCCCCACCCUCAGGGGCUCCUUAGAGCACCACGUGGAGCAGCCAGGGCUCUGGUCUUCCUAGAGGAGCCAUGCUCCCCGACUCCUACCAACACCCAGCCACCCCCUACCGGCCCACUACCCCCUCCUCCACCAGGCCCCCCCCCACCCGGUAGUACACACAUCUCGGAGGUUGAAGCAUCUCUGCGGCCAAAUCCCUCUCCCACACGCUACAAGCACCCAAACCACCCGAGUCGCCGCACAGCCCCAACACGCCCACCCAACAGGCUGCCCUCCCCACACCACCCCCCCCAGGCAGCCGAGACCCACCCGCAAGGGCUUGCGCCCCAGGCUCAUGGGAGCGGCGGCACCCUGGUAGAGGGGCCCACAGGAGAGGCCACCACAGGGCCCACACAAAUCUCUCUCCCCCCACCGUUUGUACCUCGCUCUAACCUCCACACUGGCCCAGCCCCUCGACCCCCACCUCCAACCCCCUCUCCCGGCCGGGUUCCCCACGAGUGGCCCCGUUGGGCAGCCAUCACCCCCCACACACAGCUUGCCCGAUCUGUUCCCACGGAGGGGGAUGUUUCGAGGAGAGAGGAGAUGCACACAGAGCACCCCCCGCCUGGCGAACCACCCAUCCUCCCUCCACCCACCCCUUUGGCCCCACAGCCCCCCCUUCCUUCACAAACAGGCGCGGACAACCAGGUGGCGGCGGCCGCGAUCGCUACUGGGAGGGAGGCCGUCGGGUUGAGGGAUGCGCCCAUGGCAGACGCCACCGACUCCCCCUCCCAUCCCUCCCACCCCUUCCAUGUCGACGACCCCCUACCGCAACCCAUGGUGAUUGGGGAGGGCCAAGGGGGCCUUCUAGGGCAGGGUCCACACCCGAGCUCCGCUCAGCCAGCACGCCCCACUCCACCCUCUACCCUGCCAGCCCUCCUACUCUCACCUACAGGCAGGCAGGUCUUCGAGACCCCAGAGGAGCUAGGCGCGUCACUCCCGACCCCAAUGGAGACGGACCGGGUUCUGAGGCCGUGUCACUCGCACCUAGACGGGGUGGCGCCUCCCCCCGUUCAGCCCGUGGCGCAGGAGGUCACCAGCAGUAGGGAUGAGGCAUCCGCCCCUACCGAGACCCCUCCGCCUGGGGUAGCAGAGCCGUCACUUGAACCGCACCCCGCCGAGGGGCAGGAGCACACCACGGCACACCAGGCUCACCUCCACGUCCCCCCUCCCCAGCUUCGACACCGGUACCGGCACGAGGCCCGGCCCUAUCCUGCCGCCCACGGGGUCCCCUCUACAGCCAGUUCCGACGCCACGGCCCCGAUUGACCCCGCCGACACGGCGACAUCACCCGACCAGGUCGUGAGUUGCCCCACCUGCAAGAGCUCUCUCGCGAACCGACGCGCGCUCCAGCACCACAUUCCCUUCUGCCAUCCUGCGGACACGGCUCGCAGGGCGCAGGCUGCCCAUGAUACCGCCUCGAUCAUCCCUUCCCUCUCACAGCCCCGUGCGACCGGGAUGCAGUUCACCGACGCACAGUGGCAGACGCUCGACUCGGUGGACUGGACAGAGUACUUCUCGCCCGAGCGUAUCCAUACACGCCCUCUCCGACGUGUCCCGGAGAGGGUCCGCGGAGGAUAUCUUGACGUCCUCAGUGCGAUCCUAGUCCGCAUUGCCCAGGACCCGGAGGCUGCUGGCCCUACCUUCCUCCUCGCUGCAGCGCCGACUCUUUUCCUUGUUCCAGCGACGCCACCCGACCGCUCGCACACGGCUGCCAUUGCAGCGCGCAUCUCCCGCUUUGGUCGAGGUGAGUGGGCUGAGCUAGUCUCAGAUGCACUAGGCCGUCGCACACCCCUUCCUCGGCGCACAGGUCACCGGUCACGCACCGCCACCGAUCCCUCUACAGCAGAUGAGCGCCGCAUUGCACGUUGCCUUCGUCUGGCAGCGUGCAAUGAGACCUCACGGGCGUGCGCGGCUCUCGAGUCUGCGGAGGCAGCCCCAGAUACACAGGGGACGAUACAGCGCCUGCAGUCGAAGCACCCCAACGCGGAGAGGCCGACCCCAGCUUGGCUGUCUGGCUUCCAGGGGUCCCCUCUUGUGCUCUCGCGUCUUGCUUUGGAGCCGGUUCUGGCGGAGGGGGGUGUCCAGCUCUGGUCGUACGCCGAUGACACGUACGUGCUAGGUCCCCCAGCCAGGGUGCUGCACCACUUUGCCGAGAUCGUGAGGCGCUUGGGCGAGAUGGGCCUUGCAGCCCAGCCGCACAAGUGCCUCGUCUACCAGACGGAGUCCUUUCUGUCCAGGGAUCUGGAGGCUUUCACGGGCCUAGGGAUCGAGGUCGCACGCCGAGGGCUCACCGUGACAGGCGUACCGGUAGGCACCGUUUCGUUCGUGGAGCAGAGUCUCCCGGAUCGUCUCGAGAGGAUGGGGCGGGUGCUACCUUGGCUUCCGAGGUUGCGCCAGCCCCAGACAGCUGCCCGCCUCCUUUCGGCGUGUGUCAGCACUCGUCCGCAGUACCUGUCGAGGACCGUCCCUCCUUCGCCCGCAGUGAUCUCCAGUUUUACACGGUGGGAUGCACGCCUGGGAGAGACAUUUCAGCAGCUUUUAGCUUCAGGGACCUGGGCUUGUCGCGAGGACGUCCGAGAGGCCGCCCUAGACCAGAUCUUCCUCCCCAUCCGUCUCGGGGGUUUCGGCAUUCGUCGCAUGGCGCGCAUUGCCCCGGUGAGUUUCGUGUGCUCCUGGGUGCAGUGUGCACCCAUUCUCUGUUCUCUCCCUGCGUGUGGCGAGGUGUUUCAGCAGAGCUUCGCUUCAGGUGAGCCAGAGCAGAUCGACCGGGCUCUGCAGACGGCGCUAGAGGGUCUCCCACCUGACGUUCUCUCUCUCCUUCCCCCCUGGCCCUCUUGCACUUCUGCCUCCCCCGAUUCCCUUUUUGCAGGAGCGAGCCGUCUUCUGGAGGCGCAUGCCUUGGAGGCCGUGCGUGCCCGUCACGCCUCUCCCUUGCACCUUGCCCGUUUGACUUCCCUUCAGGGCGGAGGUGCAGGGGCGUGGUUGACGUCGGUGCCGUACGCCGACCCACUGCGCAUCCCGGAGGCGCUGUGGCAGGCGGCUUCAUCUUCUCGUCUUGGUCUCCCUAUCCCCCAGUUAGCCCUUGCAGGUCAGUGCUCCUGCGGACAGGCGAUUGACGACAUGACGGUGCCUCAUCACGCGGUUCGGUGCCCGCGCUACGGGGUCGCCACUACCAUCCACGACACGGUGAAGUACAUGCUUCGAGACUUUGCGGUCGAGGCGGGCUUCGCGGUAAAGGUGGAGGACUCUACGCUGUUCACACAGUUGGAGGCGGCUCGAGCGAGACUACUGGGACAGCCAGUGGUGGGAGAGGGGACACGGGCUGAGGGACCGGGGGAGCGGAGAGGCGAGGCGGGACAGCCGGGUGGCGGGGGACAGUGGGGACGGCACCAGCUGCGGGGUCAGGUGGAGCGAGGGACAGGUGGGCAGAGGGGACGGCAGGGGGAGCAGACGGGCCAGGACGGGGAGGGGGGACGGCACAGGCAGCAGCAGGAGAGCCAGUGGAGGCCGCGGGCCCAGGGCGCCGCGCCUCCAGGUUCGGCCUCGGGGGCGGGGCAGGGGCGGGAGCAGCAGAGAGCGGACGGAGGUACAGGAGGGGCAGCGGGAUUGGGAGGGAAGGGCCAGGGAGUGAGAGAGGCAGCAGGGGAUGGAGCAGGGGGGUCGGGAGGUUUGGGGGAGGGUAGAGAGGGGGAGGGGAGAGGACAGGUGGAUGGAGGAGAGGAGAGGGGGAGAGAGACGAUCGGAGAGGGGGCACCAAGGGACCAGACAGGGCAGCAGCCAGCGCAACAGCAGGGACCAGUCGGACGCACAGGCCGUGUAGGCACCGCCUCCCGCAUUCCAGAUCUCACCUGCCGCGACGUUGGCCAGGGUCUGAUGGUUCUUGUGGAUGUCUCCAUAGCGGAUCCACAGCGGGAGGGGAACGUGCAGCUGAGACGGGCGACCCCCACACAGAUUGGAGUGGCAGCAGCUAGGCGGGUGCAGGAGAAGCUGCGUCACUGGGGGCCGCACUUAGAGGGGCUGCAGCCGGCACCACACUUUUACGCGUGCGUGGCGGAGACCUUUGGCCUUCUGAGUGAGCCGCUGCGUCAGUUUCUGGGGCUCUGCGCAAAGAGGAUAGCACAGCGGAGGAGGGAUAGAGGUGGGGGGGAUGACGGAUCGGCACGGAUAUUUGAGGCAGGAUUCACUACACGCCUCUCCGUUGCACUGCAGCGCGCGCAGGCUCAAUGCAUGAUCCAGCAUGCGGUGCGGCAGUUAGGGAGUCACACCCCCUGCCCCCUCAUGCCAUCCGCUCCCCCCGCCCCUACCCUCCGCGUGCCCGCUCCCUUGCCGCCUCUUUUGACCCUCCCUGCCCCCCUCGCCGUUUCCCACCGCCCGCCAUUCGCUCCUCCCCGCCCGUGCGCUCCCCUCGCUUACCUUCUCCUCCCCCCUCCCCUCCUCUGCUGCACGCCUCUUCCUUCCCCUCGCCGACCCACUCCACUCCCUGCCCCUCCUCAAUCCGCACCCUGCCCCUCGUAUCUCGCCCCCCUAUGCUUGGUUUCUCCCCUCCCUGCCCCUCGCCGCCUUUCUCCGCCCCCCACCUCCCCCCUCUCCCUGCCCCCCCACUCUCCCCCCCUUGCCCUUGGCUUCCUACCUCCCUGCCCCACCUUUCCCCCCUCUGUGUGCUCAGCUUCUCCCCUCCCUGCCCCUCCCUCCUCCCCGCCCUGCCCCUCGUUUUCCUCCCCCCCACACCCGGUUUCUCCCCUCCCCGCGCCUCCCUUUCUUUCUCCGUGCCUCUCCUUUGCUCCCUCCCUGCCCUCGCCUGCCCGUGGUCCUGUCUUUGGCUUCUCCCCUCCCUGCCCCACGUUUCUUCCCUCCCUGCCCUCCCCCUCUGCCCCUCCCUUGUUUUCCCCUCACCCAUUGCUUCUCCCCUCCCUGCCCUUGUUUUCCUACCAUCCAUGCCCCUCGUUUCCCCCCCUUUGUACGUUCAGCCUCUUCCCUCCCUGCCCCUCCCUUCCUCCCCCCCUGCCCUUUGCUCUCCCCUCGUUACGCUCCCUUCUCCCCAUCCCUGCUGCCCUCUUACCACCAUCAGCCCAUCCCCACCACCAGCCCCCCUCCCACCCUUCUCUCCCCCCCUCCCUUUCCCUCUCUCUCUUUCUCACACACACACACGCACACUCCCCUCCCCCACCCCCCCACCCACAUCCUCCCAUUCUGCCCCUCCCUGCCCCUUUCCCACCCCCUCGCACGCCCCUCACCUCCCACCUCCGUGCAACUGGUUUCCCCCCUAUGGUGCCUCCCUUGCAUCGCUCGCCCCUCUGCUCACCCUCUGCCCGCCCCUUUUCCGUGCCCCCAGCUGGCCCAGCCCCUGCCCGUUGCUGCCCCUCCCCUUGCCCCCUCAACUCCCCUGCCCCCCGUACACCCCAGUCCCAUCCAACCGCCCCCACCCUCCCCCGGCUGCCCGUUUCCGCUCUCCACCCCCGCGACCGUGCGCGGCUGCCAACCGCCCAACGGUGGUGCGCACGGGGCCAUUACCGCCCCUUUCCCCUUAUCCCCCACCACGCCCCCAAGCAGGCUUUUCUCCCCCCAGCCUCCCGUCUCCCUGCCCUUAGUACCGCCGCGCCCUGCCCGUGCGUCACCCUUGCCCACUUCAUACCACCUCCCCCUUCUCCCCCCCCUCGGCUUCUCCCUAUCAUCACCCGCAUGUUCCCCCACUCCCCUGUCCACAACGUCCCUCCUCCACCCCCCCUCCUGCCUUCCCCACUCCCACUCUGCCCCCCACACCUCUACGAGCCGUACUUCCCCCUCCAGCCUCCCUUUCCCCCCCAGCUACUUCCGCAUCCAGCGUGGGCUGCACCUCUGCAUCCCGCCCUGCCAGGCCCUUCGGUGACCCAACUGCCGCCACCUGGCACCACGCCGCCUUUCCCACCCCCAUCCAAUCUCUACACCCCCUGCCCCUGCUCCCUGCGCAAUCCAGCCACCUACCCCAGCCUCCCUCUACCUCUCCCUAACUCCACACCGCCGUUCCUACCCCCAGCCAAGGUCUACACCCCUUGCUUUUGCUCCCUGGGCUGUGCCGUCCCCAACCUCCCUCCGCCUUUCCGCGGCACCAGACCGCCUCUCCCUCCCCCAGCCAACCUUUGCACCCCCUGUUCCUGCCCCUUGUGCCCUCCAACACCCUACCUCAACCCCCCCCCAGUCUCCCCCUUCUCCAACACCCUCCAUAUUUCCUCCCCCCUGGGGCUCGCCCAUCCGCACGCCUCCUUUUGGUGCCCUCUCUGCCCUCCCACGUUCUCACCCCCCGCCUCCCAACCUUCUCAUUACCCGCUACCAGGCUCACGCCAACUCGACUACCCACUACCCUUUGCCCCUUCCUCUCUGUUCCCCACCCUUCCUUUCCCACUUGGCUCCACCUGCCCACCCCCACCUCCCGUGGAAUUCUGCCCUGCCCUCCCCACCUCCGGCCCACCACCUGUCCCCACACCCUGCUCACCCACCGCUACAUCACCCCCGCCCCCCCACCUCCACUACAGCCCGCCAACACUUCCCCUCUCAACCGGCCCCCAGCCCGCCCCCCCCUUGGGCCCCAAUCCCCUCCAACUAGCCAGGGGGGAACUUGCAGCUGACACUGCACGGGAAGGGGUAAGUGAGUUUGUGUGUGAAGGAGCAGCAGAGGCUGCAGAGGAUGGGGCAGCAAAGGCUGCACGGGAAGGGGCAAUGGGGGUUGUGGGGGAAGGGGCAGCAGAGGCUGCAGAGGAAAGGGCAGCAGAGGCUGCAAGGGAAGGGGCAGCAGCGGCUGCACGGGAAAGGGCGGCAGGGGCUGCACAGGAAGGGGCGGCAGGGACCGUGACUCUGGCCAGGCAAAGGGCAGAGGCCAUGGAGACAGGUUUUGCAGGAGUAGGGGCCACAGAACCUGCUGCUGUGUCGGCUGGGGGAACCGCAGCAGAGGAGGCUAUAGGGACCGCACCAGUCGAGGCUGCAAGGACUGCAGCAGGAGCGACAGAGGCCACAGUGGGGGCUGGUAUAGGGGGAGGUGCUACGGGUGCAGCGGGGAAGGGGGUAACGGGGACUGGUGCGAGGGAGAGUGCCGCCCCGGCUGUAGCAAGAGAGGGUACGGCAGGGGCUAGAGUGGGAGAGGGGACAGCAGUGGCCUCAAAGGCAGAAGGUGAGGCUGCAGCUGAAGCAGCAGGGAGGGCCAUAGCACGGCCAGUAGGGGCGGCAGGGGCCGCAGCAAACGCGGGGAAACACACAGCAGGGCCGGCAGGGCCGGCAGGGACUGCAAAAGGGGCUAGCAGUAAAGCGGCAGCAGGCGGGGUGGGCUCGGGGGACAUAGGGGCAACAGGGGAAGGAGAGGUGAGUGUGGUCCCGACCGGGGUGGGCACUGAAGAGGGGGAUGUGAUAGCGAUAGAGGAGGAUGAGGGAGAGGAUGUGAUGCACAUUGACGGGCCACUGGCCCAAUACCUCACGCUUGACGGUCCCGGUAGUGUCCAGGGGGGCAGCCAAGGCCCUGGCCUUCUUGGCGGAGCCGUGCUCCCCGACCCCCACGCUGCUCCAUGGCCAGCCCCCCUCUCCGUCCCCAACGCCUGA
Molecule: messenger RNA, 17625 nt
Organism: Closterium sp. NIES-65
Lineage: Eukaryota; Viridiplantae; Streptophyta; Zygnematophyceae; Desmidiales; Closteriaceae
Source: the annotation of a GenBank genome assembly